CGGGGAGAGCCGGCGCUCCCGCCUCCUCCUCCCGGGUAUCCGCGGCCCCCUCGCGCGCCCAGGCCUGUUCCAGAAAGGGACGUCGGGAGAGAGUGCCCCCCGCCCGGGAGGGGGGGGGGCGCCCGCGUGACGGGCAGUCUCCGCCCACCCCCACCCCCGUUCCCCGGGCUAUCCCGGGCUGGCAAAGGACCAUGGGCGUGCUCCGGGCCGGACUGUGCCCGGGCCUCACGGAGGACAUGGUCCAGCUGCUGAGGGGCCGAGGGAUCAAGACAGUGGUGGACUUGGCCGCUGCAAACCUGGAAGAGGUAGCCCAGCAGUGUGGCUUGUCGUAUAAGGCCCUGGUUGCCCUGAGGCGGGUGCUGCUGGCUCAGUUCUCUGCAUUUCCUUUGAAUGGUGCGGACCUCUAUGAGGAGCUGAAGACCUCCACUGCCAUCCUGUCCACCGGCAUUGGAAGCCUGGACAAACUGCUUGAUGCUGGUCUCUAUACUGGAGAAAUGACUGAAAUUGUGGGGGGCCCAGGUAGUGGCAAAACCCAGGUGUGUCUCUGUGUGGCUGCGAACGUGGCCCACGGCCUACAGCAGAACGUCCUUUAUGUUGAUUCCAAUGGAGGCUUCACAGCUUCUCGCCUCCUCCAGCUACUGCAAGCCAGAACCCAGGAUGAGGAAGAACAGGCAGGAGCUCUCCAGAGGAUACAGGUGGCGCGUGCAUUUGACAUCUUCCAGAUGCUGGAUGUGCUGCAGGACCUCCGGGGUGCUGUGGCCCAGCAGGUGACGGGCUCCUCAGGGACUGUGAAGGUGGUGAUGGUGGACUCGGUUACAGCGGUGGUCGCCCCACUUCUGGGAGGUCAGCAGAGGGAAGGCCUGGCCUUGAUGAUGCAGCUGGCCCGAGAGCUGAAGACCCUGGCCUGGGACCUCGGCGUGGCAGUGGUGGUGACCAACCACUUGACCCGAGACAGGGACAAUGGAAAGUUCAAACCUGCCCUGGGACGUUCCUGGAGCUUCGUGCCUAGCACCCGGAUUCACCUGGAUAUCAUCGAGGGGAUUGGAGCAGGCAGCAGCCGGCGUACAGUGUGUCUAACCAAGUCUCCCCGCCAGCCAACGGGGCUCCAGGAGGUGAUAGACAUUGGGACCUUGGGCACUGCAGAGCAGAGCCCCAUCCGGCAGGGAGAGCAGACGUGACUGGUGCUGUUGACUGGACAAGUUUCUUUGGCUUUACUCUCAUUGGAGAUACUAACUCCACCAGUCAGAGAGGAUGACACACGGUGGGAGGACCCGGAAGUCCCAUGCUGGUGCCAUAUAGCCUUCCCGUGUGUCCACCAUGUAUGCUUCCAGUGGGAUUGAGUUCACCCUAGCCUGGGGCAUCUCUGAAGAAGCACAAUAGUGACUGGGUGAAUAGCCCACAUUACCACCACUGGAUCCAGUGCCUAAUCCUCACACAGUACUCUCUUGCCUUUCCUUCCCUCUCUUUUGUGUUUUCUGGCCUCUCUUUUUCCAUCUAUAAGAUGGGACACCCUUCCCUUAGUGCUGUCUCUAAGUUACUGAGUACAAAUAAUUUCAGAAAUAUAAAACGUUCCUUCA
Molecule: messenger RNA, 1577 nt
Organism: Jaculus jaculus (lesser Egyptian jerboa)
Lineage: Eukaryota; Metazoa; Chordata; Mammalia; Rodentia; Dipodidae
Gene: Rad51d
Product: RAD51 paralog D
Exons: 10
Coding region: 192-1178 (328 amino acids)
Biological process (GO): double-strand break repair via homologous recombination; reciprocal meiotic recombination; DNA strand invasion
Cellular component (GO): Rad51B-Rad51C-Rad51D-XRCC2 complex; replication fork; centrosome
Molecular function (GO): ATP-dependent DNA damage sensor activity; single-stranded DNA binding; four-way junction DNA binding
Source: RefSeq, a predicted model, not a curated record